Myotis myotis is the source of this 2629-nucleotide messenger RNA. RefSeq names its product E3 ubiquitin-protein ligase RNF4-like. The record is from RefSeq and is a predicted model, not a curated record. NCBI's taxonomy places the organism in Eukaryota, Metazoa, Chordata, Mammalia, Chiroptera, Vespertilionidae. Bases 237 to 809 code for a protein of 190 amino acids. Gene Ontology annotation, molecular function: zinc ion binding; transcription factor binding. The transcript has a single exon. Gene Ontology annotation, biological process: positive regulation of transcription by RNA polymerase II.
UCGGGCUGGAGUGCCUCUCCGCAGCCUCUUCCGAAGGUGCUUCCUAGCUCGAGGGCGUUGGCGGGGCGCCUACCAGCCCAGAGCAGCCCAGGACUUGGAGGACAUCUGUGUGGCCCCGAAUGCCGUGGCAGCCAGAGGAUGAAUGAGCAGCAGGCAUGAGUGGCUGAGAACGCUGGACGUCCCUGCAGGCCUUGGCUCAGUCACUUCCGUCUCUGCGGGUGCAGCUGGGAAGCACCAUGAGCACGAGGAAGCGUCGAGGAGGGACAGCAAAUUCCAGACAAGCCCAGAAGCGAGCUCGGGAAGCAGCCCCCACCCCGGUGAUGGCCUUGGAAACAGAACCCAUAGAGCUCGUAGAAAGCGCUGGAGAUGAAAUAGUGGACCUCACCUGUGAGUCUUUGGAGCCCGUGGUCGUCGACCUGACGCACAACGACUCUGUAGUGAUCAUUGAUGAAAGGAGGCGGCCCAGGAGGAACACUAGGAGGCAGCGCCAGGACCACGCUGACAGCUGUGUGGUGAGCAGCGAUGACGAGGAGCUGAGCAGGGACAGGGACGUGUAUGUGACCACGCACACUCCCAGAAACGCCAGGGAAGAGACAUCGCCGGGGCUCAGGCCCUCUGGCACGGUCAGUUGUCCGAUCUGCAUGGAUGGAUACUCAGAGAUUGUGCAGAAUGGGCGUGUCAUUGUCUCUACAGAGUGUGGCCACGUCUUCUGCAGCCAGUGCCUCCGAGAUUCCCUCGAGAAUGCGAACACUUGCCCGACCUGCAGGAAGAAGAUGAGCCACAAACGCUAUCACCCCAUUUACAUCUGAUGCGCUGCGAGCUGCCUCGGAGAAGGACGGACAGUGCCAUCCGCGCGGGCUCAUGCGUCCUUCGUGGGUUCUCUGCCUCCAAUUUCCUGAGCUCAAAAGACUUUUAAACCAAGGCCUGAUAUGUAGACUGCUCCUUAUUUCCAGCCCUCUGAGGUCCUCUCGUUACCUCCAGCUUGAUGCCUCAGCCGGAGCCACAGCCCUGCCGGCCGGGUGCGGCCUGCUCCCCUGGCAGCCUGGUUCCAGGGCAGGUGAGGAGCUGAGCGCCUUCAAGUUGAGAAGCAGGUUCCAGCCUCUCCGGGACUGCACGUUUGCCAAGAAGCUCCCCCGCACAGGAGGUGUGCGCAGCUUCCCCCACAGUGUUGUUGGGGAGCCAGCCCUGGUCAGGGUGUGAGCCAGUCCACCCAGCUCCUGCGGGCAUGCUACCUCACCCGGCCUCUGCCUGCACAGUGACCGAGCUGACAGCCCCGGAGGACCAACCACUGGGCUCCUUCCUGACCUUAGCAGUGACAGGCAGGGAUUUCUGCAGGGCCAUGCCCAGGCCUCUGAGGAUGAAACGUGCAAUAAAGCCCGUCCACCGCCGCCUCCUCGCAGCCCAGGAGACGCAGCACCGUGAGUGUCCCUUAGGCCCCGCCCUGUUCUGUCACCCCGUUCUCAGGAACUGACCAGGCCCCAGAAUUCCCCUCCUGGCACAGGCCAGGCACGGUACACAGGGCAGGCCUGUACUCGGUGUCCGCUCCUUUCUGAUAAAAUCUGUCCUCGUCACCAUAUGCCCGCUGGUCCUCAGUCCCCGCUGCCCACGGUCUCCUCAAGUAUGGACACCGGAAGGCAGUGCAGUAUUUGUGGCCUUAUCAGCCCAUGUCCAGCUGUUGCCCAAGCCGCAGCCACCCCGUGUCUCAGAGCGUGGCCCACCUGACGAGCUGGGUCCUACCUUGGCCUUCUCACCACCCCACCAACCCACCAUUUCAGAAGCUGGUCCUCUGGUCAUCUGGACUGUGGCCCUCUGGAGUUCUGGUUGGCAAAGUUUGGUGGCCUCUCCUCACCAAGGGGCAGAUAACACCCCCUGCCCACUCUGCAGGUGUAGGAGCCUCUGGUUUCCAGGUGGCAGCACUGCUCCUAACGCACAGGGCUGAGGGGUGACAGGAGUGCCAGCCUACCCCACCUCCCCACCCUCCCCACAGGCCUCAAGCCAGACAGCAGCCUCUGCAUGUGAAGCAUCAGCCGGGGGAGAGGCCCUAGCUUUGCAGCAAUAACUGGCCUUCAGUUCCCUGGAAGGAGCGGGGACUUGGCACAGUUCACUUUAACGGGGCUGAAGGAGUGUCCCUCUUCUGUGUAAGUUUUAUUCUUCAUUCUGCCUUUGUAGCUGUUUGGCUCACUUCCAAUUAGUCAGUUUGAAUGAAAGGAAUAAUGUUCUGCUUGGAGGUGAGGAGGCAGGACAUGGUUCUCACGGGGGCUGUGCCGUGUCUGCCCUCCGACUGGACGUGGUUGCCAUCGCGUUUCUUCCGGGCUGCAUGGGAGCGUCUCCUGUGACCUGACAUUACAGCCUCCAGGAGCCAGGAUGACCACGCAGCCCAAGCCCUGCUUUACAUUUUAGGACAAACGAUUGAUCAUGAAAGCUGUGCUUCUACAUUAAAUUGUGGGGGUGUUAAGUUUCUACUGUCAGAAACUACAAAAUAGGAAAAGGUCGAUAUGAAAACCCCUCCUUCUCAGUGUACAUAAUCCAAAUCUUUCUUUGUUACGUUUAAACUUUACCCAUAAUGUCAGUCUUUUUCGGACCCCUGCUGGUGUUACAGAUGGAAAUAAAACCAGGACUUUGAACCAGG